AUGGAGAGAGUAAUUGGCGUCUUCUUGAAAUUGAUAAAGUCCAAAUCAAAGGGUGGCCAAAACGCCAGUUUUCUUGUUGAGCAAUUUGUGAUUCACAAUUAUACCAGCAUGGCAAUCAGCAUCUGUGAUGAAGUCAACCUCAUUUGGCCAAAGCCAUAUGGAAGAGAGAGCUACAUGGACCUUCCUAAUGAUCCUAGUAGUGCGCAGUUGUGGGAGUCAUUUCAUCAGUUUAUUAAUUUGAAUGAUGACUUGGUGGAAGGUGUAGGCGGCCCUAGUAAAGAACAUGACAUGGCUGCCCAUGACUCAUCUGUACCAAUUGUCAAACAGUGGUCACAAAACAGCUCAACAGGUCGCCAAACACAACCUACAUAUGCAGUAAUAAGUGUCAAUGAUAUUUGUCAUCAAGUUGGCCUUAUACAAUACCCACCAAAUGGAAAUAAGUUCUACGUAAUUGCAUCUUAUUAUGUUUUCAACAAUAAUAUGCACAUUACAAAGGGCAACCUUUCUAUUUUAUAA
This is a messenger RNA of Phycomyces blakesleeanus NRRL 1555(-), 516 nucleotides long. RefSeq lists its product as hypothetical. The transcript is spliced from 3 exons. NCBI's taxonomy places the organism in Eukaryota, Fungi, Mucoromycota, Mucoromycetes, Mucorales, Phycomycetaceae. The coding region runs from base 1 to 516 and encodes 171 amino acids. The record is from RefSeq and is a predicted model, not a curated record.